GGUACUAUCGUUGUUAUCCUCAGUAAGGCUUGUGAGAAGUUGGCCUGUUGAAAUAUCGCAAACCAUUCACUAUUUGUCUGAAAUAGUGGCUCCUAGCGAAAAUCAUGAACAAGUUGUAUUGUAACCAGUCUUCGCAAUUUUUUCCCAUAUUCACUGAACUUGAAGAUCUUCGUUCGACUUGUAUCGCCAACUGUGUCUUUAACAUUUUUCUUACUUACACCGCCUUCAUGUUGAAUAUUGUGACAAUCUACGCCAUAUACAAAACUUCAACAAUGCCAAACACUUUGAAAACUCUGCUGCUAAGUCUCGCCUUCUCGGAUGCUGCUGUUGGUUUGUUUAGUCAACCAUUAUACACUUUCUUUCUGAUCAACUGGCUUCGACUAGACAAUCCUAGCUGUAACGCUAAACAAGUGCGGACGAUUUCAAAUACUUUAUUUUCAGGUGCUUCGUUCCUUGGUGUUGUGGCUGUAAGUGUAGACAGGUUCUUAGCUGUUCAUCUUCAUCUCAGAUACCAGGAGCUUGUGACUCACAGGCGUGUUGUUAUUGUUGUAAUUGGCAUAUGGGUGUAUAGUGCAUUUCUUUCUUUAAUAAUAUUGUGGGAGCUUCAUAGUACUCGGGAUCUUAUACGUACGAUAAGUGCUGCUUUCGGUUUUAUUAUUACACUCGUGGUGUACAUCAGGAUAUAUCAAACAGUACGACGGCACAAGAAUCAGAUUCAGUCCAUGCAAAUACGAAACGAAGCUCAGUCUGAGGAGAUAAAAAACUUUAAUAUCCUCAUUAGAUCCACAGCUGGCAUAUUCUACGUAUAUCUCGUGUUUUUAAUUUGUUAUUUGCCCUACUUCAUUUGCAAGGCUGUUAUUCAAAUCUAUGGUUCGAGUAUCGUUUUAAAGAAACUUUAUCUUUACUCACUGACUCUCGUGUUCCUAAAUUCAUCUUUGAACCCUGUAAUUUACUGCUGGAAGAUGAAACACAUUCGACACACUAUCAUAGACAUACUGGGAAAGAUGUCUUGGAUCAGCAAUCGGCCAUUUCGGAUCAACUACAAUCGGUCAUCGAAUGUCGUUCAUAUUGAUAACUGAUCCACUCUGUGUGGCUUAAAAAGACUAUGCACGGUAAUUGUUUAUGACAAAGUGAAAUGGGGACAAGCAAGAUUGUACAUAAACUAAGUUAUAAGACCCGGUAGCCAAAUAAUUGCGUAGUUCCAAUUUUAAGUACACAAUAAAUCGAAUAAUCUCUGGUGUGGAAGGGCAGGAACUAAUUUUGGCAAGAAAGCUGGUUUUGUCAUCGAUAGAUGGUGAUAUUGUAAUUAUGGUUGCAAAGGAGCUAGUAUUUACGAGAGAAGAAAAAAAUCGAUGUUAAUCA
This is a messenger RNA of Pocillopora verrucosa, 1362 nucleotides long. RefSeq names its product melanocortin receptor 5-like. Gene Ontology annotation, cellular component: plasma membrane. Gene Ontology annotation, biological process: G protein-coupled receptor signaling pathway. The record is from RefSeq and is a predicted model, not a curated record. Gene Ontology annotation, molecular function: G protein-coupled receptor activity. Lineage: Eukaryota; Metazoa; Cnidaria; Anthozoa; Scleractinia; Pocilloporidae.